This is a messenger RNA of Vicia villosa (hairy vetch), 1347 nucleotides long. RefSeq lists its product as uncharacterized. The coding region runs from base 1 to 1347 and encodes 448 amino acids. Gene Ontology annotation, biological process: DNA repair; telomere maintenance. The record is from RefSeq and is a predicted model, not a curated record. NCBI's taxonomy places the organism in Eukaryota, Viridiplantae, Streptophyta, Magnoliopsida, Fabales, Fabaceae. The transcript has 3 exons. Gene Ontology annotation, molecular function: DNA helicase activity.
AUGAGCGAUGCUGAGCUAAAAGAAUUGACACUAAUGGCGAUUGAAACACUUUUACAAAAUAAUAAUUGGAGUUUGCAAGACUUCAAGACAAUGCCAUAUCCAAAAGAUUAUGUCGUUACCUUUGUAGGAAAUAGGCUACUCUAUGAUGAACGUCAGUACGAUGUUGCUGCUCAACAACAAAUUUUUAUAAACCUUUACGCUUCUCUUACAAGUAAUAUAACUCUAUUUUUACAACAGUUCAAACAAUUUCAAACUUGCAUUCUUAUUAACAGUUUUGUUUGGAAACAACUCUUAUUUAUAGAUGAGCAAAGAGGCAUUUUUGAGGAAAUCAUGGAUGCUGUAGAAAAGCAAAAAGGCGGGGUGUUUUUUUUAUAUGGCUACGGUGGUACUGGUAAGACCUUUAUGUGGAACACUUUAUCAGCAUCACUUAGGUCUAAGAAAAAAAUUGUCUUACCGGUAGCUUCAAGUGGGAUUGCAAGUUUGUUGUUACCAGGUGGAAGAACAACUCAUUCUAGAUUUAAGAUUCCAGUCCCUACUUUAGAAACUUCUAUUCGCAACAUUGACAAAAAAGAUGAUCUUGUAGAGCUUCUAAAAAUGACAGAUCUAAUCAUAUGGGAUGAAGCUCCUAUGGCUAACAAGUUUUGCUUUGAGGCUCUCGACAAAUCCUUAAAGGAUAUUAUGAGUGGAACCACACAUGCUUCUGAAAAAGUUUUUGGAGGUAAGGUUGUUGUGUUUGGUGGUGACUUUAGACAAAUUAUCCCUGUUAUACCAAGAGGUACUAGAUCUGAUAUUAUCCAUGCAACAAUCAAUGCUUCUUAUAUUUGGGAUCAUUAUAAAGUCUUGAGACUUACAAAGAACAUGCGCUUGCAAACCGGUGCAACUACUUCUAAUGCUGAUGACAUAAAGAGCUUUUCUGAGUGGAUUUUAAAUAUUGGAGAUGGGACCAUGUAUACAUACCCCGAUCCCAUUCAUAACUAUCUUGAUUCCAAUUAUCUUCAAAGUCGUGCAAUAUUAGCUUCAACAAUAGAAGUAGUAGAUGAUAUCAACCAAUAUAUCACAAACCUUCUUCCAGGAGAAGAGAAAGAAUACUUUAGUAGUGAUUCUAUUGAUAAAUCUGAUGCAACUAACUUUGAUGCAUAUGAGCAUGUGAUACCCGAAUUCCUAAAUGCUCUUAAAACUUCGGGAUUGCCUAACCAUUCAAUCAGGUUGAAAGUUGGGGCGACUAUUAUGUUAAUGCGGAACCUAGAUCAAUCUGAAGGCUUGUGCAAUGGUACAAGGCUAAUUGUCACCAGGCUUGCUGCUCAUGUCAUUAAAGCCAAGAUCAUUUCUGGAAAAAAAUAUUGGUAA